CUGACUGACGACUUUAACGGUACUUUGAAAACAGCUAACUUUUUAUUUGUAUUUUUCUCGUGAAAUUUGUUUUGUCUUUGCGCCAAAAGUGUUAUUCAUACACAAUUGCGUUGCGCUUAAACUGUAUUUAAAAUGAACGUGAACAAAUUGUCACAUGAAUUGGAAUCGAUAAACCUGCAAUUGUCGACAAUUGCCAACAUGGUGACUCGCUGGACGGACCAAGUUGGAAAACUAAAGGAAGAUGUUCAUUUCAGCAAUGAAGACGACGAUAACUCGAGCUUUGAGGAUGAGGAGGAGACUCAGCAGGAAAAAUUUGGUAAAAUUAUGCGCUCCCUGCCGCAUUAUGAGCCAAAGCAGCCGUUGCUGCAAGCCUUGGAGGUGAAUUUCACAAACGAAAGUCUAAGUACAAAGGAUGACACCUUUGGCACAUAUCUGCAAACGGAAUGUCUGAACUAUGAUAAUGUUUGCUCGGUGCUUAGCACACUGCUGAGUAUCGAGGAUGUGUCCACUAUGCAACUGUAUGCUCAGUUAAUGCAGCCGAAUGUCACACUCAAGAAAGUUAGCAAAUUCAGUUAUAGCUUUACGCUGCUGGGCGAAAGACAAUUCAAUCCGGAAGAUGUGGUGAUGCCACAAUUGGAUGAAGUUGUGCUCGUACCCACGGCCAGUUUAUUGGCCUCUCCACUGCCGGAGCAUCGUAUUCUGGCGCUGCUGCCGCACAAACAUGAGAAUCUGCGUAAAAAGGAUCCCAUGCGACGUUUUGUUGCCUUCAUUGUGCAGGUGACUCGCCAGAGCAUCCAACUCCAAUUCAGGCGUAACAAUUUCCCUGGCGACACAGCUCUAGCACAGCGAUUCUAUGUCAUCUUGCGAUCUCGUCGUACACCAUUUCGAUAUAUGUAUCGGGCAAUGCAACUGCUGCAGGAAAGUCCACAGCUGCGUCGCUAUUUGUUUCCUACCAAGAGCUCGCUGACAGUGUCCUCCGGUGCCACAAACUUGCCCAAUUUGGCGCUGUUAAAUGCUAGCAUUGCGUCCAACAUGGAACAGCUGCAGGCAGUCAAGAAUAUCGUCAAUGGGCCCAACAUUCAGGCUCCCUACAUAGUCUUUGGACCACCAGGCACUGGCAAGACCACGACCAUUGUCGAGGCCAUUCUACAGCUGCGGCUUCGUCAGCCACGAAGUCGCAUUCUUGUAACCGCCGGUUCGAACUCGGCCUGCGACACAAUUGCCUUGAAAAUAUGCGAGUAUUUUGCUGGCAAUAAACGUCUGCAGACCAUCUUGGCAGAUCGGGCCCAGGAGUCGCGCCUGGUCACUCUGGAUGUGGAGCAGGAUCAUCAGAUAAUACGCCUCUUUUCACGCUCCAUAUUCGCCAAGGGAUUGAGUGCGGUGCAUCCCCUACUGCUUCAGCAUUCCAAUUGUGCCAAGCGUGUGUUUGAUUUUAUGUCUGUCAACACAUUACGUCAAUAUGGAAUUAUUGUCGCUACUCUGUGCACUGUUGGCCGUCUGGUCACAACUAAUUUGGGCAAAUUUAAUUUCUUCACACACGUUUUCAUCGAUGAGGCUGGCGCUUCCAUGGAGCCAGAGACUCUUAUUGGUAUCAUGGGCAUAAAGCAACAGGAUACAUGCCAUGUAAUACUCUCGGGUGAUCAUAAGCAACUAAGCGCCGUCAUUACCAGCAAUCGAGCUGCCCAUUUGGGAUUAAGACAUUCGCUUAUGGAGCGAUUGCUACGCAGCGAUUUUUAUGCCCUCGAUGACAACGGCAAAUAUGAUCAUACGUUGCAGACAAGACUCCGUCGCAACUACAGAUCGCAUCCGGAAAUCGUGGGCUUGUUUAAUAAGCUCUACUAUAAUGGUGAACUGAUUCCGCAGGCUCCACCAGGCCAGGUCAAUCUGGCUGCCAACUGGAAAUUGCUGCCCAAUCCAAAGUUUCCCAUUGUAUUCCAGGCCACACACGGUGAGACAAAGCGAGAAUUUCAUUCCACCAGCUCGUACAACGCGUUGGAGGUCCAGGUGGUCAUAUGGUAUGUGAAGCAAUUACUCAACAAUGGGCUCGGAGGCGGCGUUCGUGUGACUCAGGAGGAUAUUGGGAUCGUGGCACCCUAUUUGGGACAGUGUAGGCUGGUCACUGAGAUGUUGCGCCUUCAGGGUUACGUCAAUGUGGAAGUGGGCAGCGUGGAGAAAUAUCAGGGACGCGAAAAGGCGAUUAUAAUUGCUACGCUAGUGCGGUCCUUUGCCAGCAUGGGCUUUAUGCGAGAUCCACGACGGAUAAAUGUGCUUCUAUCGCGUGCCAAGUCGCUGAUGAUACUCAUUGGUAACCCGGUGACACUGCGCCAUCAUCGUGACUUCAAGUUUAUAAUCAACCAGUGCAAACUUGAGGGCAACUAUCUGUUUAAGAAAAAGGAUGGAGCACGACGACCACAGUUCCUGAUAGAUUUCGAUGAUAUUGAGGAUGAAGACGAGUCCGAAGAAGAAUUCAUCCCUUGGUAUGCCGAUAUGCCGGAAGACAUUUGCAUACCAUUGCCCAGCAUUCAUUAUCAGCUUAAUACAGCAACAUAUGACAGCAGCACCUCUGGUGACAGUGAAUCGUUUACAGAUACCAGUAGUUCUUUAAGCUCAUCCAAAUUAAAUACACAACUGCCCAUAGAAAUGGACAAUCUAUGGCUAUGCAGUCCCAAAAAGAUUACCAUGCCCCUCUCUUGUGGUUCGGCAUCCCUAAUUACAAAUCAAAAGCUGCUGCAGCUGCAAAUUUUUGCCAAAAGAGUUAUAAGAAGAUUUAAGCUCAAAUUCAUUUCAAGCUUACUAAAAGAAGUCUCAAGAGCUCAAUUUGUACACGUUCGAUAUUUUUUCAAUGAAUGUUUCAAUAUCUGUUAUAUCAAUUUUCUUUUAUAAUUAUUUUUGUAACAUUUCUAUUAUGUAUUAAUUUAUGUCAAGAUUAAAGUUGCUAGUUCAGCUUAAUUCAAAUAUUUCCAAUGGAAAUUUGCCUUUUUUGCAACAAUAUGUAUCAAUCAUAAAUAUUAGCGGUUGUUAGACAAUCGUAUAAUUGAUCCUUAGAUAUAAGAAAAACAUGUAAGUACAUUUCAUAAGUCUGUCAAAUGUCUUCAAACUGCUGUAAAAAAAGAGAGAAAUUGAAAUUUUUUAAAUUUGAAUACGUCA
This is a messenger RNA of Drosophila innubila, 3147 nucleotides long. It is a transcript of the gene Mov10, whose product is annotated as putative helicase mov-10-B.2. Gene Ontology annotation, molecular function: RNA binding; 5'-3' RNA helicase activity. Bases 133 to 2883 code for a protein of 916 amino acids. The record is from RefSeq and is a predicted model, not a curated record. Gene Ontology annotation, cellular component: P granule; cytosol. NCBI's taxonomy places the organism in Eukaryota, Metazoa, Arthropoda, Insecta, Diptera, Drosophilidae. The transcript has 6 exons. Gene Ontology annotation, biological process: regulatory ncRNA-mediated post-transcriptional gene silencing.